ACUAAAUAAAAAUCGUGCGAUAUUAUUGUUCCGUUAAAUUCAGAGCGAGCGAGCGAGCCCGAGAAACCAACAACAAAAAAAAAAAAACUAAGAAAACCCUAAUUUUUUUUAUUUGAAUCUGAGAAACCCUAAUUUUGAUUUUGCAAGUAUUUUUCGAGUUUGGAGAUGAUGGUUAUGCAAAAUAUGGUGGUGGAGGCGGAGAUCAUAUGCCCCCAGACCAGCAGCAUCCCGGUGCUCGACAAGUACCAUCUGCGUGUUCCUGAGCAAGAACUCGCUGAAUUGUCCUCCUCUCCGCCACCGGCUUCUGAUGUCGCUACCUUGGAAUCGGUUGCUAGUUGCUCGGACGCUAUUCAAGGCGAUGUUGUUGAGACUUCUAUAGUCAAGUUUGUUCCAAAUAUUCGUUCAGGUAGUCAUGCUGACAUUGGACCAAGAGAUUCCAUGGAUGAUGAACACAUCCGAAUUGAUGAUCUAUCUGGCCACCUGGGAUCUUUUCGUUGUCCAAUGCCAAGUGCUUUUUAUGCAGUGUUUGACGGACAUGGAGGUCCUGAAGCAGCUGCAUACAUCAAGAGGAAUGCUAUGAGAUUAUUUUUCGAAGAUUCUGAGUUGCCACAGACGACAGACAUCGAUGAUGUUUUCUUAAGCGAUUUGGAAAAUUCUCAUAGGAAAGCAUUUUUGCUUGCAGACCUUGCGUUGGCUGAAGAGAGUAGUGUUAACAAUUCGUGUGGAACCACAGCAUUGACUGCCUUGCUACUUGGAUGCCACUUGCUAGUUGCAAAUGCAGGUGACUGUCGAGCAGUACUUUGUAAGAAUGGAAAGGCAGUUGAGAUGUCUCAAGAUCAUAAGCCUUCCUACUUGCCCGAACGCAAACGAAUUGAAGAGUUGGGUGGUUAUAUUGAUGAUGGUUAUCUUAAUGGUUACCUAUCAGUUACAAGAGCUUUAGGGGACUGGGACAUGAAAUCCCCACUUGGCUCAUCAUCUCCACUCAUUGCGGAGCCUGAUGUUCAACAGAUCAUGUUAACAGAAGAUGAUGAAUUUUUGAUCAUUGGCUGCGAUGGAAUUUGGGAUGUUAUGUCGAGCCAAUCCGCAGUUAGUCUUGUCCGACGCGGGCUGAGGAGACACGAUGAUCCAGAGCAGUGUGCUAGGGAUCUCGUCAGAGAAGCAUUACUACUAAACACAUCAGAUAAUCUCACCGCCAUAGUCAUCUGCUUUUCUUCUCCCUCUCGAGUAUAUGAGCCAGCUCCUCGACGACCAAGGUUUAGACCCUGCAAUCUUUCUGACGAUGCCAGAAGAAGGUUGAAAAGCCUGCUAGAAGGCAAUUAAAUGUCAAGCUAAAAAAUUAGGAGCCAAUUGAAUGUGUGUGAAUACAUAUUUUUGUUAUUACAGAUAUUCUUUCUACGAGGAAUUAUAUCUGUCUGUUUGUGGCCGUUUCAGAUGAUGCAAGAAAAAACGGUCAUCAGUUUUGAGUAGAGAGUAGAAUAAAAAUCUAGGCUUCUCCAAUCUAAAGUGUUGGGUAUAAUUUAGACUGUUGAGUAUGUUAACCUGUUGGAAACUGAUUCUUUUCAUUAGCAGAUUGGAUUUUCAUGGGCAUGGCCAUGGCCUUGACCUUGUGGUCCCACCAUUUCUGUUACAUUAUAAAUUUUUCUUGUAAGAUUUCUACUUCUGAGAGUUUGGUUUCGUUGCGGGUGUAUAUUACCAUAUUGGUAUCAAUAUUAUUGAAUUUCCAUUGUUCUUCAA
Messenger RNA from Humulus lupulus (European hop), 1734 nucleotides. Its product is annotated as probable protein phosphatase 2C 2. Gene Ontology annotation, molecular function: protein serine/threonine phosphatase activity; cation binding. Bases 166 to 1320 code for a protein of 384 amino acids. Gene Ontology annotation, biological process: protein dephosphorylation. The transcript is spliced from 2 exons. The record is from RefSeq and is a predicted model, not a curated record. Lineage: Eukaryota; Viridiplantae; Streptophyta; Magnoliopsida; Rosales; Cannabaceae.